This is a messenger RNA of Psammomys obesus (fat sand rat), 839 nucleotides long. RefSeq lists its product as uncharacterized. The transcript is spliced from 3 exons. The coding region runs from base 9 to 614 and encodes 201 amino acids. The record is from RefSeq and is a predicted model, not a curated record. Lineage: Eukaryota; Metazoa; Chordata; Mammalia; Rodentia; Muridae.
CCACUACAAUGGAACAACGUCUGAGGUGUUUCAGAAGGGCGGAGAGAUCGAUUUCAUCCAGGCUGCGAGCUGGGGAGUCGCUCGCCAUGUCGACUCUUCGCGGGAGAAAUGGACCAAAACCACCCCGAAGCGGCUCCCUUGGCAAUUCCACCCUGGUCUAUUUCGCUCGCGUCCUCAUGCGGCUGUCGGCCAGAGAGGCCCGGAGCCCAGCCUCCCCCGCCCACCCGGGCCCCAACCAGAGUCCGAUCCCGAUCUUCCGAGAGCGUCGAUCCUCGGGAUCCCGGAGCCCGACCUGCGCGGAUCUCCAAGCCCGAAGCCGCGAUUUGCCAGAAGGUGGAAAUCCGGGAGAUGUGAGCUCCGUCUCGACAUCGCCACACCCAAAACCUGCGCGUGCCGCAAUUCCCCACGGAAAUGACCGAAUUGAAAAGCGAAGCUUUCUUCCUGAGUGCAGUAGCUCGGAGGCUUCAGGUGACUCCCAGACCGACAGUAAUUGGCAGACACACUGCCGCCCAACCCAGCGUCUCCUUCUCUGCGGCUUUUCCGCGGUGACCUACCUGGAGAGAUGGAGAAAGUUUGGCUCUGGGAGAGAAAGACGUGACAAGAUAGCGAUUUGACUUCGCUCGGUUUGUUUUGUUUGGUGUUUGGGUUUUUCUGUUUGUUUGUUUGUUUGUUUGUUUCUGUUGUUUUUGUUCCACUCAAAAGCGGGGUAUUUGCAGUGGUAACAGGACUUUCUUUAUCAAAAGUGUAAAGUCACUUCCCCAACCCCCCGCUCAGCCCUUCCUCUCCCUUGGUUUGACCACACAGAACACGUUGAAAGAAAACAUUAAUGCUGAACUCUU